AUGAUCCUUUUUGAAUUUGACAUUGUCUUCACAACACAAAAAGCAGUCAAUGACCAAACCAUAGCAGAUCAUUUGACAGAAAAUUCAAGAGAGGAUGAUUACCAGCCAUUGCAUACCUACUUUCCUGAUGAAGAAAUUAUGUUCAUUGGAGCAGUUGAGGACAUGAGUGAGCAGUAUCUUGGAUGGAGAUUAUUUUUCAAUGGUGCGUCAAAUUCUUUUGGAGUUGGAAUUGGAGCAGUUUUAGUGUCGCCAGGGAAACACUAUCCUGCUACUGCCAAAUUACGUUUGCUUAGUUUGGCCAGUAAAUUCAGGAAUUUGGAACUCAGACAUAUUCUUCGCACUCAUAAUGCCUUUGCUGAUGCUUUAGCUACUCUGUCUUCGAUGAUCCAACAUCCAGAUGAGCUAGUGAUUGAACCUAUACAAAUUCAACUUCAGGAUAGGCCAGCGCACUGUCUGAUGUUCGCCCCUGGUUAUGCAGAAGGGUGGGUUGGUUAUAUACUCUUAUGCGCGUUCCUUCUUCAAACCUUUUGGUAUGUAUUGCCCCCUAACUAUAGAUCAGAUCCACCAGACGAGAAACAAAAUUCCGCACUGCUGCUGAGUCGUCGGACUUAUCCACCAAGGGAUUCGUGGAAUUUCUCAAGAAAGAAAAGAAAAUGAUUGUUUUUUAAUCAGCGCCCCCCUUUUGGGUAUGCAGGUACUAAGAGCCCUCUCACUACCAACCAGCAGACAUCAUCUGGUUGGGUCUUGCCGGGGAGAUCGGAGCAAGAGGGAAGGCCUAGACGACGUUUUUAUUCAUCCUGGGCUGCAGUAAGUAGAUCAAGAGGUCGUUCCGCCCCUUGUCCCCGAAUUAGGGUAAUAUAUUCUCUUUGAAUCUUGCUCCAAUCUGACCUAGCUGGCGAGCAAUCCCAGUUCGCGACAGAGAACAAGACAGCAAGCGAGCGUACCUUUGUUCGCUUCUUCUCCACCAAGCAUGGAAGUUUAAGGAUAACUGUAGGUCGGUAGUUACCAAAGGAAACUCCGAUUCGAUCCGCCCCCCGGCCGGGAGGCAUCUAUCUCAUCCCGAUCACAAGGAGAGGUUCACUAUGAUGGGGGGUACUUUUUUUCC
Molecule: messenger RNA, 1105 nt
Organism: Coffea arabica (coffee)
Lineage: Eukaryota; Viridiplantae; Streptophyta; Magnoliopsida; Gentianales; Rubiaceae
Source: RefSeq, a predicted model, not a curated record